Messenger RNA from Colossoma macropomum (tambaqui), 3788 nucleotides. RefSeq names its product sodium/hydrogen exchanger 3-like. The transcript is spliced from 16 exons. Gene Ontology annotation, molecular function: sodium:proton antiporter activity. Lineage: Eukaryota; Metazoa; Chordata; Actinopteri; Characiformes; Serrasalmidae. Gene Ontology annotation, biological process: sodium ion transport; regulation of pH; proton transmembrane transport. Bases 194 to 2809 code for a protein of 871 amino acids. The record is from RefSeq and is a predicted model, not a curated record. Gene Ontology annotation, cellular component: apical plasma membrane; brush border membrane.
UGCCCCCUCACUGACCAAGGACUGACCAGGGACCCAGGACAAAAGAAGGAGUCUGAGGGAGGGAGGUGAAAGAGACAGAGUGAAUAACAGAGAGAAAGGAAUAAAGCCUCAAACCAAGCCAGGACUGUUCAGAAUAAGAGUGCCUAAGGGAUCUUCUGCAACUUUGGACGAAAGGAUACCUUCACAGGCUUGCAUGGACUUUUAUCACUUAGCUAGUGACUCUGCAGGUGUGGAGGUGGUAGAAAUUAGUUGCUCAGAAGUUUACAUCUUGAUUCGUUUGACUGUCACAAUGCCACACUCUACCUUUCUCACUUUACUGAAGGUGGUAUUUCUGAUAUGUAGCGCAUUGGCUGGAGGACAGAGUGAAGAGGAAUCCCAAAGCCUGCACCAUCAUGCAAAGACAAACUUAACAGAUGCUUUUAUAGUGAGAUUAAACUGGGAUCAUGUGGAGAAUCCUUACCUGGUAGUACUGUGGAUAUUUGUGGCUGGAGUGGCAAAGAUUUCUGUGGCCCAACUGAAUGCCAGACUCAAGAGCUUCUUUCCUGAGAGUGGACUCCUCAUAAUCUCUGGUUUCAUUCUGGGAGGGAUUGUCUGGGGUGCAGACAAGGCACAGACUUUUAAACUUGAGCCAAGAAACUUCUUCUACUUCCUGCUGCCACAGAUCAUCCUGGACACUGGCUACUUCAUGCCAAACAAGCUUUUCUUCAGCAACCUGGGUGCCAUUCUCGUCCACGCUGUUAUUGGGACGUGCUGGAAUGCGGGCGCAGUGGGUGUGUCCCUCUGGGGCUGCUAUUUAGGAGGAGCUAUGGGUGAUCUGGACAUUGGACUGUUGCAGUUCCUGCUGUUUGGCAGUCUGCUUGCAGCUGUAGACCCUGUGGCUGUGAUUGCUGUGUUUGAGGAGGUGCAUGUGAACGAGGUCCUCUUCAUCUGGGUGUUUGGAGAGUCACUGCUCAAUGACGGAGUCACAGUGGUGCUGUACAAUGUUUUUGAUGCUUUUGUGUCUUUGGGAGGGUCAAAGAUCAAUGCAGGUGAAAUCAUCAAAGGCAUAGUCUCAUUCUUUGUAGUGUCAUUUGGAGGUUCAUUGAUUGGCGUUGCAUUUGCCAUCAUCAUUUCUCUGCUGACCAAGUAUACAGGAAAAGUCCAAAUCAUUGAGGCUGGGUUCAUCUUCGUUCUUGGCUAUCUGUCUUACCUCACAGCUGAGAUGCUCUCGCUUUCGGCCAUCCUUUCAGUUACUUUCUGUGGCGUCUGCUGUCAAAAAUAUGUGAACGCCAACAUGGAUGAAAAGUCUGUCACUGCUGUGCGCUACGCUAUGAAGGUGUUCGCCAAUGGCUCAGAGACAAUGAUCUUUGUCUUCUUGGGUGUCACAGCCAUUGAUAACGUCAUCUGGGUGUGGAACACUGGCUUCAUCUGCCUCACAAUACUAUUCGCUAUAGUCUACCGGUUCAUGGGUGUUUUUGCCUUGACCUGGAUGCUAAACCGCUACAGACUGGUUCCCAUAGAGGUCAUCGAUCAGCUAGUCAUGAGCUAUGGUGGUCUGCGAGGGGCAGUAGCGUAUGGUUUGGCAGCUUCAUUGGACGAAACCAGGAUCAAAGAGAAGAACCUGAUCAUCAGCACAACACUCAUUGUGGUGUACUUCACUGUCGUUAUUCAGGGUCUCACUAUGAAGCCCCUUGUCAAAUGGCUCAAAGUUAAGAGGGUUGAACCAUCUGAGCUGAAACUUAUUGCGAAAGUGAACAACAGGGCAUGUGAACACAUUCUGGCGGCAAUGGAAGACAUUGCUGGACGCAUAGGAGAUAACUGGUGGACCAGAGGCUGGAAGCGGUUUGAGGACACCUACAUCACCUGGUUUUUGAUGAAGCCAGAGGCCAGAAAGAACAGAGAUUACCUUUUCAGCAUCUUCCACAAACUUAACAUGGAGGACGCCGUUAAUUAUGUUGCCGAGGGGGAAAAACGUGGGUCUCUGGCCUUCCUGCGCAAUGGUGAGCGUACUAACGUGGAUUUUGAGAAGAAGUUUGGUUUGGAGUUUUCUGGAGUCAUGCCUGACAUCACCUCUGAGCUAGACUUUGGCAUCGACAACGUACCAAUGACCUCCAUUAGACGUGACAGCAUUCCUUCGGUGUCUCUGAACAUUCACGAGCAAGACAUGAAAGACAUGAAUGAGGACUUCAAUGCUCACCACCUACUGCAGCAGCAUCUGUACCGGAGCAGGAAAAAUCACCGUCACAAGUACAGCCGCACUGACUUCAAAAUCAACCAGAGUGAGGACGAAGUGCAGGAGAUCUUCCAGAGGACCAUGAGGACCCGCCUUGAGUCCUUCAAAUCUGCAAAGAUGGGUGUCACUCCUGCCAAGAAAAUCACAAAGCACCCAAAGAAAGAGCCAAGCCAGAAGAUGUCUAAUGGGAAAAGUACAGAUAACAGUAAAAGCUAUCCAUAUGGAGAUGAAGAUUUUGAGUUUUCGGAAGCAGACAGUGCCUACAGUGGUGAUGGCGCAGCUGCAGGGGGCAGUUUUCCUAUGAGAGCUCCUCCAUACACAGUGGGAGCUGGCAUUGAGAACCCAGCGUUCAUGCCGGAGAUGGACACCCCUCCUCCUCCUUGGCUAACGGAAGUUGAGACUGACACAAGCGUAGCGCCUUCUCAGAGAGCACAGCGCCAGCUACCCUGCAGCCCCACCAAUCUGCGGCGCCUCACGCCUCUGAGGAUCAGUAACCGCUCCACUGACUCCUUUGUGAUGGCUGAUGUUCCUGCUGCUCAGGAUUCACCUGAGGAACCCCCCGAAGACAGGUCUCAGGGGGACGGUACCCACAUGUAGACUUGAUGUUAUGUAACAUCAACUUUCCAAAAUGUUUGAUCAGGUUUGCUGUAUUUGACUCUUCGUUGUUGUCUGCAGGCCUGAGUUAGCCUUUGUUAGGUUUCCUCAGCUCCACCUGGUGGAGACAUUUAUGAUAGCACUUUACCGCACUGACAGCAGGCCAGAACAACAACCCCAGAGUCGGCUUACUUUUAUUUGUGUGCAUUUUGAUGUACUUCCAUACCUUUUCUUUGGACCGUGGAUAGUUACAAAAACAGUCCUGCAAAAAUGCAGCUGUUGCAUUUUUAUGUGGGAAAUGUUAUUUUGGGUGUUACAAUGUGCUUCCAAGGCAUCUGUGCCAGAAUCAGCCGUGCAAUUUAUUUCCCUGUAGUUAUAGUUAUAGACGUCUGAUGGUCAGUUAGGUGAUGAUGAUACUGAAUAUAAGAGAAGUUGUUUCACAGUGAAGUAUUUGGCCUUCGGUGUAAAAACAAAUCUGUAACAGCACUUUGACUUGACUAGAAUUAGUAUGUAUUUGAUAUUUGUAUAGUUUAGGCUUCAGCUCUGAAACCUUUACUGAUUCAGCUUCUCAUCCUACACAUGGUGACACUCUGCUAUUCCUCAGCGAACAAGGUGGCUUAAAGGAAUGAGCGAAAACAAAUUUACACAGUUUUCAUUUACUCCAGAUGUUGUUGAUCAGCCAAAACAUGUUUGGGGACCAAAUUUUGCUUCUUUAGUUUUGCAUUGGAACUACAGUGCUAACGUUACUAACACUGUCCUAAGCUGCACAGUGAAGUUUUGUUCAUUUUUGUAGUCUGCAGUAAGUCAUGCUGUGUCCUAAACCAACUUGAUAAGUCUUCAUGAACAUAACGAAGAAGUGGAUGCAGUUUGAGUGGGUUAAGAGAAGCUUUUAGGAUGGAAAAAAUCUGGGUGACUAUUAACGUCUAGGGUUUGUUAGCAACAUUAGCCUCUUAGCAACAGUGUUAAACAAAAAAAAGCAAAA